This is a messenger RNA of Eriocheir sinensis (Chinese mitten crab), 2821 nucleotides long. RefSeq lists its product as uncharacterized. The record is from RefSeq and is a predicted model, not a curated record. The transcript is spliced from 3 exons. The coding region runs from base 129 to 2435 and encodes 768 amino acids. Lineage: Eukaryota; Metazoa; Arthropoda; Malacostraca; Decapoda; Varunidae.
UAAAAGGAAGCAAAAAAUUAUAUACACAGAAAAGUUUACAUCACCACCAUCACCACCACCAUCACCACCACCAUCACCACCACCACCACCACCACCACCAUCAGUCAACUCCAGUGGCGGUGUUGAGAAUGCCUGGCAGUGGUACUAGAAACAGUAGUAGUAGUAGUAGUAGUAGUAGUAGUAGUAGUAGUAGUAGUAGUGAUGGUAGUAGUAGUAGUAGUAGUGGUAGUAGUAGUAGUGUGUCCCUAGUCUUCACUAUUAUGAUUGUAGUAGUAGCCGUGGUGUUGAAUGGGGAGGUGACAGCUCUCAACACCAAUCCUCAACACCACUCACCACCACCACCACCACCACGGGAUCUCACUACCUCUCAACACCACCGGUCACCUCCGCGGUCUCUCUCUCGCUCUCAACACCGAUCAUCACCACUUCGAAAUCCACUUCAACACCACUCAUCACCAGCUGUAACUCCCCUUCAACACCAGUCAUCACCAGCUGUAACUCCCCUUCAACACCACCACCAGUCACUACCUCGAUCUCGAACUCCCCAUCAACACCAUUUAUCACCACCUCGAACUCCCCUUCAACACCAGUCAUCACCACCUAUCAUCACCGCUCAACACCACCACCACCACCACCACCCCGGCCUCAAGAAGUUCCCUCACCUCCCAGUCUUCGGCAUCACGAACGGAACGGACGAGAUCGUAACGGACGCGACGGACGGCUUCAUCUACUGCUUCGCCAACGUCCGCUUCCCGCUAAGAGUCGUGUGGACGGACCAGUACGGACGCCCUGUACCCUCGGCCACGGACGGACGGGCUACGGACGGAUUAACGGACGGGGAAACGGACGGGUCAGCCAGACAGGGUAAGAAAAAUGGGCUCACGGACAGAUACGGACGUCGGGUUAGCAAGAAUUCACGGACAAGAGCUUACAAGAGAAAUACGGACGGAAAAACGGACGGAAUAACGGACGCGGGCAUCAAUGAGGGUGAGAAUCUCGCAUCAACGGACAGAAACGGACGUCGGAUGCGGAUGAAUUCACGGACAAGGACUACCAAGAGAAAUACGGACGGAAAAACGGACGCAGACAUCAGUAAGGGUGAGAAUCUUGCACCAGCGGACAGAAACGGACGUCGGAUGAAGACAAAAUCACGUACACGGACCGCUAAGGGAGCCACGGACCGCACGGACAGAGGAACGGAUGGCAGUAUAAGAAACACGGACAGAGAGGCUGACGGACGUGAUAAGGAGAGCGGAUACGGACGCCACCUGACUUGGACCACGGACGGAAGGGCUGCGGAUGGUGUAGCGGACGGAACGGACGGAGAUAACGUACGAAUGGAUGAAAUGGCUAUUGAGAACGCUUACGGACGUCGAUCUGGUAGGCGCUAUGCGGACAGGAGGCGAAGAUCACGGACAAGAACACGGACACGGACACGGACAGCGGGCAGAGACGCUGGUGGGUCAAAAACGGACGGAAAUCUUGCCUCUAACGGACGAAAACGGACACCUAAGGACCGAAGAAGGCCUAGAACGGACGCCACGGACGCAACGGACAAAGCUGAUAUGUCAAAAACGGACGGAAAUCUUGCCUCUAACGGACGAAAACGGACUCAGAGGACAAGAAAACGGACACCCAAGGACAGAAAAAGGCCUAGCACGGACGCCACGUACGCAACGGACAAAGCUGAUAUGUCAAAAACGGACGGAGAUCUUGCCCCUAACGGACGAAAACGGACUCAAAACACAAGAAAACGGACAUCCAGGAACAGAGGAAGGCCUAGAACGGACGCUACGGACGCUACGGACAAGGACGCUAGGAUCUUCGCUAUAGGAGGUUCCGAUCCCUUCCCAUACUCGUUCCUCGCUUUCAAGGACUUCAAACAGGUCCUUUCAGGGUCCUACAAGUGCUCGCUUCUAUACGGUCACACCAUCCUGGACUCACGGACCGUAACCCUCCACUAUUUCGCCCCUUCCUACCGCAUAGUGCCACUCCCGAGGUGCCUGAGGGUGCCAAAGGGAGGGUCGGUCUUCGUGCCAUCUCCUGUCGAAGGCACCAAAUCGCAAAGGAUCUCCAAGUGGUCUCUUUUGGAAGGCGAAGUUGGCGAUGUCGGAGUGAGGAAGUUGCGGAGUGGAGGGAUGUUUCUCCGUGGACUGAGUGGUCCGAUGGCAUGGAGGUCCCAGGUGCCCAUCGGAGGUGGUUUGACCUUCGUACAAGACGUGUAUGUGACAGUGGAAGAAGGUGCUCAAGUUUUCACCACCACGCCCGCGGCCGCCCAGCUGUGCCCCGCGCCCACCCACGCCCACAGUGAAGGUCCAGCCCCCCCUCCCACGCCCACAGCAAGCCCAUACGCCCACGCUGUUGUAGUAGCUAACGGGCUGGUCGCAAGUAUACAGAGAAAUGAAAUGCGUAGAAAGCUGGAAGGGGACGAGUGAGAGAGAGAGAGAGAGAGAGAGAGAGAGAGAGAGAGAGAGAGAGAGAGAGAGAGAGAGAGAGAGAGAGAGAGAGAGAGAGAGAGAGAGAGAACGAAAGAAAAAUAUCUCACUUUCUCUCUCUAAGUGAAAGAUAGAAAAAUGAAGGAAUAAGGAGAGAGAGAGAGAGAGAGAGAGAGAGAGAGAGAGAGAGAGAGAGAGAGAGAGAGAGAGAGAGAGAGAAUGUCCCAGUCAUUAGCUAUCAAUGGCGUAAUGGUUAGCGCGCAUAGACAUCGGUUUCGCUGGGCCAAGGUUCGGUUCCCGCUCGGCAGUCGGCGCACCACCCAGCCAGCCUCUAAUCCACCCUUUAAGACAAGGUGACGGAGUUGUGCACUGAGGACGCGCGCAUG